AUGGCUGCAAACACUCAACAAUUCUACACUCGAAGUGAACCAAUGGUACGGAAAGUGAACGAAGUUGGUGAUUUUUCACAUUUGGAAUAUAGGAUGGGUAACAUGGAGAGGAUGAUGCAACAAAUAGCAGCGGCUGUAAUACCAUCAUACACCGAAGAAGUGGAGCAAGCAAGUGCUAUCUACGCCAACAAGCAAGCUGCAGUUUCCACACCUUUCAAUCAACAAGGUGGAUACCAAUUCUUGCAAAGGCCGCAACAAAAAGCUCAAGGCAUGAGUAUAGAUGACAAGUUGAAUCUCAUUCUCAACACAAUGACGCAAGAUAAGCAAAAGACGGAGAUGGUUAUAAAGGACAUGCAAACACAAAUGGGUCAACUAGCUACUACCGUGAGCAAAUUGGAAGCACAAGCAGCUGGAAAACUUCCUUCGCAACCAUUGAAUCAUAGGGAGAAUGUUAGUGCUAUUGAACUACGAAGUGGGAAACAAGUAGAGAAAUCGGAAACAUCACCGGAGUCCCAUGAAUGUGACUUAGAGAAAGAAGUCGACGAAGCAGUCCCUAAAAAGGAUGAUUCGGUAACAAAUUCUAAACCUAAACCUCUUAUUUCUACUUAUGUUACUCCUCCACCUUUUCCUAACAGGUUUGCAAAGUCUAAGAAGGAGACGUUGGACAAAGAGAUUUGGGAAAUCUUCAAGAAGAUCGGAGUGAACAUUCCAUUAAUUGAGGCGAUAAGGAAGGUUCCUCACUAUGCAAAGUUCUUAAAGGAAUUUUUCACUAACAAGCACAAAUUGACCGGUAAUGAGUGUGGGGCAGAGUGCUUCGACAUAUCUUCAAAAGAAACUCCCACCUAA
This is a messenger RNA of Papaver somniferum (opium poppy), 846 nucleotides long. RefSeq lists its product as uncharacterized. The transcript is spliced from 2 exons. Bases 1 to 846 code for a protein of 281 amino acids. The record is from RefSeq and is a predicted model, not a curated record. NCBI's taxonomy places the organism in Eukaryota, Viridiplantae, Streptophyta, Magnoliopsida, Ranunculales, Papaveraceae.